Messenger RNA from Triticum aestivum (bread wheat), 825 nucleotides. RefSeq names its product esterase PIR7B. Gene Ontology annotation, molecular function: methyl salicylate esterase activity; methyl jasmonate esterase activity; methyl indole-3-acetate esterase activity. The transcript is spliced from 2 exons. The coding region runs from base 282 to 710 and encodes 142 amino acids. Gene Ontology annotation, biological process: salicylic acid metabolic process; jasmonic acid metabolic process. The record is from RefSeq and is a predicted model, not a curated record. NCBI's taxonomy places the organism in Eukaryota, Viridiplantae, Streptophyta, Magnoliopsida, Poales, Poaceae.
AUUUGUCUAGAUACAGAUGUAUCUAAAUAUGUUGAGAUACAUCUGUAUCUACACAAAUCGUAUCUAAAUAUGUUGAGAUACAUAUGUAUGUAGACAAAUCUAAGACAACUAAUUUAGAACGGAAUGAGUACUAAUAAACUUUAUAGGUAAUCAAAUUAUAAAUGUUUGUUGGAGGUUAUAUGAACCAAUUUUUUGUUGGAAUAUAAAAGGUUGGUCUCCGACUCUAUAACUCCAAUAUUAAUGCUAAUUUUUAACUUAUCUUGUGUUGAUGCAAUUAGUUCAUGCGAAGGACAUCAUCGGAAGGACUCAUGGACUGCAAGAUGCUGCCAAUCAAUAACAACCACGGUGCAGGGGUUGCAAUGAUAAUGGGCCCAAACUUCUUAGCACGCAAGAACUACCAGCAAAGUUCACCUGAGGAUUUGGCCCUGGCAACAAUGUUGGUGAGACCGGGAAACCUGUUCAUGGAGGAUCCGGUGAUGAAGGAUGCAAGCCUGCUCACCGAUACCAACUACGGGUCGGUGAAGAAGGUAUAUGUGGUAGCAAAGGCUGAUGGCUCCAGCACCGAGGAGAUGCAGCGUUGGAUGGUGUUGUUGAGCCCCGGCACGGAGGCCGAGGAGAUCGCGGGAGCUGACCACGCCAUCAUGAGCUCAAGGCCUAGGGAGCUCUGUGAUGCUCUGGUCAAGAUCGCCGACAGCUUAAAUACUUGCUAAAUUGUACGAUAUAUAUCCCUGGAAAUCAAUGUAGGUGUGUACUUGAUUUUCAUCUAAAAAUAAAUAUGUUCAGUGAUACUAUUAAAUCAAUGGAAAUUAAGUAGUAUUACCUUCA